This is a messenger RNA of Betta splendens (Siamese fighting fish), 2592 nucleotides long. RefSeq names its product shisa family member 4 (gene shisa4). The transcript has 5 exons. NCBI's taxonomy places the organism in Eukaryota, Metazoa, Chordata, Actinopteri, Anabantiformes, Osphronemidae. The coding region runs from base 149 to 775 and encodes 208 amino acids. The record is from RefSeq and is a predicted model, not a curated record.
AGCGUCAAACCUCCUCCGUCCCGUCUCCAGAUCUGUUCCCGAGCCAGGAUAAUGACGGAGCUCGGCCGUUAGUCCGCCCUCUGCUUUCUGGACACCCAUGAAAGCCGCUCGUCUCUAAAUCGCUGCUGCUUGGAUUAAAUCGAGGGCGAUGUUUCCAGCGGGCAACAACAUGUCCCUGGUGGCGGCGACCGUGGCGCUGCUCGCCGCCGUUCUCUGCACCUCACCGGUCGGUGCCAACGAGGACUGUCUGUGGUACGUGGAUAAAAACGGCACCUGGCACAAUGGCUUCGACUGCCCUCUCAUCACAUUCUGCUGUGGGAACUGCCACCGACGCUACUGCUGCCUGGACGCUUUCAAGAUGAUCACGGAGCGGGAGCAGAAACGCUGCAUGCUCUUCCAGUUCAGCCCCACGACUCUAGCUGGCAUUGCCUCCUCCAUCCUCUUGUUUGUGGCCAUCAUUGCCACCAUGGUGUGCUGCUUCAUGUGCUCCUGCUGCUACCUUUACCAGAGAAGACAACAGAGGGGCAGGACACCUUAUGAUGCCCAGCAUAUCCCCAUGGCCAGCUACCCAGUGGAGCCGAUGUACGACGCAUAUGGAAAACCACUGGGACCAUCUGAGUAUCCACAUGCAGGUUAUCCAAUGGCGCCCCAGUACCCGGGCAUGCCACCGCACUAUCCAGUGAUGCAGCCUGGACCGUAUCCACCACACCCAAUGGAUCCCGCUUACAGCCAGGCCCCGCCACCUUACUCUCCACCUCAGUAUCCCGGCCACUGAUGAGCUCAUCUACAAACACAGCAGGAAACAACAGCAGCUGAGAGAAAUGACUGUUUUCAGAAGGAGCAGGCGGCAACACUCUUUCACACACUCAGACAAGCACACAAACACUUAAAUCAACACUACAGCCUAACUAGCAGCAGUUUGCCUGUGGAAGAGAACAGGAGGCACUUUAAGGUUUUUUUUGUUGUUGUUGUUUAUUUACAACAUUGUCCUACUUUUCUGGAGUGUUUACGUAAAUCACAUUCUGUUAUGCAACCUGACGCCUCAUCACUUUGCGGGUUUGUCAGCAGGUUUCAAACCCUCCACUAAUGUGAGGAGGUGUCUGUCUCUCCCUUCCCUGCUUUCACCUCUGCUCCCAUGUUCACCUCAGUGACAGGUGUCACCUAAAGACAGGGCAACUUACCUUAAAGAAUAGGGCUCGGAGAGAUUUACAAAACUACCAAUGCACUCCCUCUUCAUAUAUUAAAUGGAAAAACCUCUCAUUUCUGUCAAAGACCUUAUUUCAGACUGUCUUGUUUAGUGCUCCAGUCUCCAAACUUUAUUACAUGAUGUUUUAUCUCCAUAUUAGAGUUUUUCCUAUGUUAUGUGAUAGCGACUAGUGUGGAAAAAAAAACUGAAAAUAAGAAAGGCAUGUUUGUCCAAAAGGUAAAAUGUACUGUAUGAAUCAAAGGCAGCGAUGCUGCCUUAAAUGUUUUGAGAUGGCCUAAUGUAUUUUAUUGUAGUCUUAAUUCUGUGUAUGAAGCCCUCCGUCAGCUGUCGGUUUUACUGUUGUCACUUUAGUUUUGUAUCUGACUCAACUAAAUGCUCCCUGGUAGGAUAUUAACUGCACCAUUCUAAUGUAACAUCUCAGUACCAGCAUGCUAUGCAGUCAGUUCUGUGUCCUCUCCUGCUUUUAAAUGAACUAGAAACCAGUCUCUAGGUUAACCCCAUAAUGCCAGGUAGGUUUACAGUGAAAUCAUGUUCAAUAUUUAUUUCUUGUAACAUAUCACAUCAGCAUAAGUAGCAGCUCAUGCUGCUUGACUCAAAAAAUAUUUUCCAUCUUACAGUUAUGACCCAUAAAAAUUGAGAGAUUAGCUAUUUCAAUACAUAUUUUGUAAAUGUGUUCUUCAAUAUUUAAUGAUAUUUUAACAAAUUAUUUUAAAAGGUUAUUUAAGCUGUGAGUUUUGGAAUUUUGACAUCUUUCUAUUUAUUAUUACUGAGAUUAGCGUUUACUGUGCAUGAGUUCUCAUCUUCUGGUCUACGCUACAAAGCCUGAAGGCAAAGUUUGACAUUCUGGGAAAUUUGUUUGCUGGAUUCAACAAACACAUUAAUACCACUGUGUGGUAUAUGGGGGGAGGAGAUCAUCAAUACAGCAGUGCUAAAACUGUCUGUUACAAAAUAUUAUUCAAAGAUUGAAUUUAGUCGCUGUUUUAUAAAAUAAAAAUCAAAUUUAUCAUAAGACUGGUGGAUAAAUUCCUAAAAACUAGUCAAUUAUAAUGGUAAAUGGUAAAAAACUUCCUAAAUGGACAGAGGAGGAAUAUGAUGGAUAACAGCUUCAUUUCCCAAAAUGUCAAAUCUUUUUGUUAUGAAGUCUCUCAUUUGACCUCCAGUGAGGUCAGAGUUCGUAACUCUUGAUCUGUAGUUGGGUCUCCUUAGCAUCUUGGACAGAAGAAAACAACGCUGCCCCUGUGUAAGGUGUGUCAACGUCAACAGCGUCUCAAGCAUGUGUUGUGACUACUAAUACUUGAAACCUGGAUUUUCUGUAUUCAGGUUUAAUGUGUAUGAAGCUCAAAGUCAAAUUAGGUUGAAAUAAAAAAAAUCAUUCUGCUCAGAGA